This is a messenger RNA of Stereum hirsutum FP-91666 SS1, 5169 nucleotides long. RefSeq lists its product as uncharacterized. Gene Ontology annotation, molecular function: ribonuclease III activity. The coding region runs from base 1 to 5169 and encodes 1722 amino acids. The transcript is spliced from 18 exons. NCBI's taxonomy places the organism in Eukaryota, Fungi, Basidiomycota, Agaricomycetes, Russulales, Stereaceae. The record is from RefSeq and is a predicted model, not a curated record. Gene Ontology annotation, biological process: RNA processing.
AUGCUCAAAUUAUGGAAACAGGCUUGGAGAAGGGAAGACUCGAGCGUGAUUCGUCAACCGGAUCCUGGGCAGGACGACGACCAGAGUGUUCAUCCAAACGGAUCUGGCACUGAAGAGUCUACUUCAGCCUCUCCAUUGCCAGCAUCCGUACCAGGUGAUAUCAACUCUGUCGCUGUCUCUUCCGAGGCUGUUGUCGAAGGGCCUACAGCCACCAAACGCCACACGAGCGAUGUCUCGGAUGACACCAGUAUGGGCGAUGGGCCUGCGCCCAAGAGGUACAAACAGAGUGUGGACGUCGUGGAAGAUGCUGAUGGUGCCGAUGAUGCGCCUGAGAUCGAAGACACUAUUCGCAAUCAUCUGCCUGAGAUAUUUGGCACUGAGGAGGCUCAUGAUACAGGAGUCGCUAUCUGUUCGCCUCAAGACAUCCUGAAUGAGGCUAAAUGUGGCAAUGUGAUUGCUCUGCUGCGUAACUACCACGACGUACUCUCGUUGACACGAGACCAUUUGGAAUGGGCUCUGGGCUAUGCUAAGUCAUCUCAGACUUCUCGCAUCGCCCUAUUCCUAGUCGAAGGAGAGUCGCUCGAAACGCAGCCUCAUGUCUACGCUCGGAGUCUAGCUGCUAGCACCAACCUUCGGAUAGAAAGUUACUCUUCUUCUGGAGACGAAGACACACAAGCUUCGAACACCUGGCAAGAUGCUCUAACCCUCGAUGUUCUCGUUCUCUCUCCCAUGCACCUUCUCGAGCUCCUUCGUACCGGCAUCGUGGACCUCGCUCAGCUUCACACAAUAUACCUUCGGGAUGCCCGCCCAAUCAAGGACAACGAUUUACACCCUAUGAACCGCGUCAUGGCAGAGUUUUACAUGCCAGCCGAAGAGAACCUUCGUCCUCGAAUAGUGGCAUGCCUCCCAGAACACCUUCCAUUCGAUGCUCGUAUGCUGAAGCUGGAGCAAAUACUUUGCAGCAAAGUUUGUGGUGUUUCAGAUGACAUACGCGAAUAUAUCCUCGCGAUGCCUGAUCGACCUACAGAGCUCGUCGUCUUCUACGAGCGGGCUUCCAAGUAUUCAUACACCCUUCUAUACAGGCAAUUACGGAAUAUAGACCCAGAGGAGUCCAUCUUCCCUCGUCUGUUCUCAGCCGCACGCCACACUUUAGUCGAGGUAGGUCCGGCCGCCUCGGAUUUGGUGUGGCGCCGUGCUCUUCCGGAGAUCGAGAUGACAUCUGCUGUCAACGACGACGAUGAGGAAGAGGAUGAGAUAUUGUCUCCAGAGGCGGAAGCUGCGUUGAGAAUACGAGAUACUAUCAAGAAUUGGGUAUUUGCGAUGCCAAACCUGGAUCCGUCCUCGCGUGGGUUCAAUGUCAUGCCUAAGUUCUUAAAGCUCGUGCAUGUUUUGAGGUCUUGCCGUGCGUACGGUGACGCUUUCAGAGGCAUCGUCUUCGUGCAGAGACGUGCGGUUGCACUCGUCAUGGUGGAUCUGCUUCGCACACUUGACAUGGGAUAUCUACGUCCUCAUGCUCUGGUUGGCCAUGGAAAUUAUGGCCCUCUACAAUCAGAAACAGAAAUCGUCCAAGCUUUCGGAAUGGGAACGUACAACUUGCUCAUCGCUACAAAGUGUGGUGAGGACAUCGAUUUGCCUAGAGCAUCACUUGUCGUUCGGUAUGACUUGUUCGAAAGCCAAGUUUCCUACGGCUACAGCCGCGCACGUACUCGGGGACGUGAAAGCCACCUUGUCCAUAUGAUCCAGCGGGGCAAUGACACUCAUCGGCGGAUGUUGACUCAUCUCACGCAACUCAGUAGGCCUAUGCACUUGUGGGCCGAAAAAGUCGCGGCUGGUCCGGAGGGGGCUGUCCCACCAACGAUAUUGCACGAGACCCAUGAUCCAUACCUGUCCGACAGUGAAGAUGAAGAUGAGCCUGAUAGUUACAUCAAGGAUCCCACCACGAGCGGGAGAAUACGUCUUCAAGAUGCUACUAGCGUCAUUUACCAGGUCGCAGCGAGCGCGCGUGGAGUCACAACGGAUGCGGUCGAGUACCAGCCGCUGUUUGGGUUCGAAGAGGUCGCUACUAAUAGUGCCUAUCCGCGCGUUGUUUGCACCGUAACGCUCCCUGAAGGACCCGCUAUCAGAACGUUCCGUGGUGGUCCAUCAUCUUCGUUCUCGCAAGCUCGACGCACGGCAUGCUUCGAGACCUGUUCCGGCCUUUUUCACGCAGGUCUUCUCGACUAUCACUUUUUCCCUCAGCCUCCCCGUACUUCGUCUCCAUACCGCAGACGUCCCGACGAAUCUGAUACCCUGGAACUUGACGAGGUCGGGAGUGCUUCAUCAUUACCUCCUAAGGGUAGUGCUCAUAACAAACAGAACGGGACGCGCUGUUAUCCCCGGAAGCGUCCAGAUUUUUGGACGAACUCUCUUCAGGCAGGCCUUACCCGCCUGUACCCCACGAUCAUCUCCGUAGAAAUCAGCUCUUCAUCAUCGUCCGCCGCUGGAGCUCAUGGGCCGAUCGUGCUGUUGACUCGCUUGCCCCUUCCAAGUGUGGCGAGCUUCAAGCUGUUCAGUUCCGGAGUUCCGGCCAUAGCGCACCUUCGAAGAGGUGCCGCGAUGGAGGUCGAUGAUGCGAAGUUACAGGAUUUACAUCUUUACACCAUACGGAUAUGUCGCGCGAUCUUGAACAAACACUUUGUCGCUCCUCUGGAGAAAAUGCCCUACUUUUUCGCGCCCAUCCGCCCCUCCUGGCCUGGAUUCUCGGGGUCCGUUGAUAAUCGAUGGUACAGAGCCGAAGUCGUGAAAGAGAUUGAUUGGACUCAGGUAUCCAUCGCGGCUCGCGAUUGGGUAGUGCCAAUCCAGACAUUGUCUGAUGAUCUUCAGGACGCCAUUAUCCAGGACCGCUGGGUGGAGUUCACUCGCAGGCAUUUCGUCGUCCGAAUUCGACCGGAUCUCACUCCCAUGAGUAAACCUGUGGACAGCCCGCGGGAAGAAGGGUAUGAUAAUUUUGUCGAGUACUGCAAAGAGCAUCGCAAGAACUUCCAGGGUUUACGAAACUACGACCAACCCCUGAUAGAGGUCGGCCGGGUAGGAGUCGUCAUGAAUGUGCUGAAUCCGGUAACCAAACAGUCGACGCCGCCGACAAAACCAGACGUGAAAUAUCUCAUCCCAGAAUUGUGCUGCAAGUUUACAAUUGCUGCGAGCACGUUCCGCACUGCGCUUCUUUUACCCUCAAUUACUCGCCGUAUUGAGGAUCUUCUACUGGUGAAAGAGCUAAAUGCCAGCUUCUUUGACCAUUCCAUAUCCGAAUACCACCUUCACGCAGCGAUCUCCGCUCCGUCAGCAAGUGUCGAAUUUGACUAUGAACGCCUCGAGCUCCUCGGGGACGCAUAUCUGAAAUACUUAUCCUCGAUCUACCUUUUCGUAACCAAUCCCUCGCAACAUGAAGGCGCGCUUCACUCUGCUCGACUCCGCAUCAUCAGCAACAAAGCCUUGCUCCAUAACGCGGAUGCCGCGGGUCUGCCACCAUUUGUUCAAGCCAAAACUUUUGUUGCCAAGUUCUGGCAACCGCCGUAUUUUGAGGUUCUUCCGACCCCCCUUGCAGCGGGAAAUCGCAAAGAUGAAGCGCUUGAAGAACGGGAUCGCGAUGGAACUGGAGGUGGGGCCGCUGGUGCAACCGAUGGCCAGUAUUCUUCGUUCGUGCCUGUGACUGUUGCUGGGGUGAAAGAGGAAAGAGAUACACCGGUCGGUGGACUGCACCGAUCCAGCACGAGCGCGUCACCAAGUACGAGAGAGCAAACGUCGAGACAAAGAUCUACAUCAUACGAUACCACACUGGUUGCGCAGAAUAUCGCUCCUGCUUUGGCUAGAGAUCUUUCCAUGGAUGCCCCUGGAAGCAAACAGUCCGGAAGCGAAUUGGGAAGAGAAGUUCCCGGUGCAAAGCAGAAGCGCUUGCAGGAAGAGCAAGGUAUUCAUUGGCUGGGUGAUAAGACCGUCGCGGAUGUGGCGGAGGCUAUUGUAGGAGCAGCGUACGUCACUGGUGGGAGAGAGGCAGCGCUGAAGGCGUCGAAGGCACUCUGUAUUGCUGUCCCGCGCGUAGACCGGUGGUCUGACUUUGGAAGGAAGGCAUUGGCACCCCCGCCAGACGUUACGGCGAGAUUGAGAGCGGGCUCGAUCGAGGCUGUAGAGGCCAUCCUAGGACAUAAGUUUGAGAGACCACAUCUACUGGCGCAGGCUUUGACACAUGGCUCAAUACAGGGCUACGAGAUAACUUCUUACGAACGGCUUGAAUUUAUUGGUGAUGCGAUCCUUGACUUCAUGGUGAUCCGGCAUGUGUACGAUCGUGACACAAAACUCUCUCCUGGCGCGAUGACUCUCCUGAAGGGAGCAAUGGUAUCAAACUCCGCACUGGCUGCUGUGUGUAUCUGGGCAGGACUGGACGAGUAUCUGAUGUUUGAAGCGCCUGUAUUGGCCCACAAUAUUCGUGCCUACGCGCAGAAACUAAGAGAAAAACAGAAGGAGGAAUACGCGCUCGCCCAACAAGAAGGCAGAAGCCCGGGACAGUAUUGGCUUGAGACUGAGCCACCGAAAGCGCUUUCAGACGUUGUGGAGUCUAUCAUAGGGGCCACCUAUAUCUCCGAUAAUUUCUCACCCGUCGGCGUCGAGAAGGUAUUCGACAAGAUCCUCAAGCCGUUUUACGACAAGCACAUCACGCUUCAAACGCUCUCGCAUCACCCUACGAAGAUACUGUUCGAACUAUUCCAAGCGCAGGGAUGUUCACAAUUCGAGAUUACCAGACGGAUACAGACGGACGGCCUCCGGCAAACGGCGCGAUGUGAUGUCAUCGUACACGACGUUAUUCUCGCAAGCGCCGAGGACAAUACGUCGGCUCUAGCGGCUAAGCGCGUGUCCCUAUGUGCGCUCGACGCCCUCGAAGGAGACCCGGAGUUCAUGCGCUAUACGUGCGACUGUAGGGCACUCUCACAGGCGAAGAAAACACAGAAGAAGGCGCAAGCACAGACACAACAGGUUCAGGCGAUGUUGGUCGGGUUUAGCAAGGAAGAGGAGAAGGAGCUUAUGGCCGUGGAGAGCGCUGUGCAGCAGGAUGAUCGACUGAAGGGCCGGAGCCCCGAUCAGGACGAAGACGAAGACGAGGAUGAGAAAGAGUCGUCGUCGAGAUCGGAAAGUUGA